UGACGGUUGUGUGUGAGCACAAGCAAACAUCGCCUUCGAUGACCGACGUGGGGAAACUGAUGUUUGCCGUGUUCCUUGAACAAAUUGACUGAGAAUUUGGAAGCGCCCAUAUCAAACCAGCUACGCUACAGAAAGACCCUAACACUCUCUGUACGGAACGGAACCAGUCUUCUAAUUGAGAGACAGGCAAUUCGGGUCUCAAAUAUCGCUUCGACUUCUAUUUCGGCAUCACGAGGGAGUACGCAGUGAAAGAAUCAAUCAACCAUCUUAUCCAGACUGAUUGCAUCUUCUUCCAACAAUCUGAUCUAUCCAAACCUGAUGCAAAAAUGCCCAAUUCAUUUUGGGACCUUCCAAAUGACAUUCUGCUGUCAAUUUUCGAUCAGCUUGACACUCGAGACAAGGCGGCUCUUGUCGCCAUCAAUUCCAAAUAUCUAGGUCUGCUCGAAAGGCCACUCUACCGCUACAAUGUUCGCCAUGAGGACGCAAGUGCGAUGAUGUGGGCUGCGCGCCGAGGCCGGCUUGACACGCUUCAAAAGGUCUACGCCGCCGGAGCAGAGCUUAAUGACCGCACUUCUUCUUAUGAUCUGGACCUGAACCUGGCGAGGUUAUCCCCGUCGCUCAACAGAGGAGACGUCGAGUUUACCGCGCUGCACCUGGCCGCGCGUGCAGGUCAGGACCGUGUGGUUCACUGGCUGCUUGACAAUGGAGCGCGGAUUAAUGCCCCAGCUUUGGGACUCUGUCGCUGCGAUAUGCUGCUUGAGGAUUUUGAGGUCGACGCCACCGGCCACAGCCAUUCUGAAGAUGUCUGCUUUUCCAAGACGCCGGUGACACCUCUCCACCUCGCGAUAUGCUUCGGAAGAGACUCCACCGCAGAGAUACUGCUCCGUCGCGGCGCCUCGGCAUUUCCCCCAUUGCACCCCCGCGAGGAUGUACCCGCCGUAACCGCCUUUCACAUUGCUGCAUUCAAAGGUCGACUUGAUUUACUUCAGUACCUUGAGAAGACACAGCCGGACCUAGUAUAUGCGACUGACGGUUUUGGGCGCAACGCACUGCAAUAUGCCAGUCUCAACACUGGUGAUCAGCGGGUCGUUCAGUUCCUUGUCGAUCUCCAACUUGAUCCGCCGGACGAAGAGGACGAGUGUCUCUGGCCACUAGAGUGUGCUGUCUGGAACCACAACUUCGAAGCAGCGAAUGCGCUUAUCGAUGCUGGUGUGACAAUACACGCCGAUGGCACACGAUUCACUGCUUUACACAUGGCUUGCAUCGGUCGCACGCAUUCGCAUCUUUCCAGAGACAUGAAUGGUGAUAUAUGGGAGCAGUCCCGCCAAGAACUGCUUCAGAGGCUCGUUCAGCUUCCAGAUGUUGAUCUUGAAAUGGAACGGAGCGAAGACUAUUACCCGGAGCCGUACGAGGGCCGCACACCUUUAAGUUUGGCCUUGACCCAACCGAUUCGGAAUCUCGAGAUCCUUUUGGAAGCCGGUGCUAGACCAGAGUCAGACACGCUGCAGUACUUGCUUGAGCCCGUAGGACACGAUGACGAACUUGAUCAGAAAGUUGUGAUGCUGCUGAAGCAUGGACUGCCUCUCGAGGGUAUCUACGACGACAACGAGGAAUUUGUGACGGUGUUUCACAAGAUUGUUGAUGACCAUCUUUCAGCACUGUAUCCUAUGCUGUUAGAUUUAGUCCUAGACAACCUAGGGCUAGCCAACGCUUCCGAGGCAUUCCUUCGUCACAUGUCUGACCGAUUAUUCAUGAGGGCAGCGCGAUAUCCUUGCCAUUUUGACUAUGGAGCUCUGGCAAGAUGCGCCAAACUCAGCAGAAGAGGCUAUGGUCCUGUCACACUUCCUUCUUCGGAGCUCAGCCAGCUUCUGCGUCUAAUCAUCCGUAACGACAACGUGCGAGCCUUCAGCCAGUUGCUGGAAAUUGCGCCUCACAUUCUGGAGAACGAUAAGCUCCUCCGCAAUGUUUUGUCCGCAUCACCCGAAAGCGAUGGAAUAAGCGCGCCCGGUCAAAUACCGUUGAAGCUUCUCGGCAUGAGAAACUGGGAUCUUUCGCCGAAAAGGCCGCAUUUGGUCAUGGCUGUGAAGCGUGGCUUCACUGAAGUUGUCAAAGAAAUGCUCACGAGAGGUGCAAAUCCACAAGUGGCUGACCUGAACGGUGAUGUUCCCAUCGAAACCACCAUUUCUUGUCCUCCCCACGCAAGAAUGUCUGUGAUGGAGUGUCUGGUCGAAGCAGGAGCCGACAUAUUUUGGCGUGUCAGAGGAUUGGCUGGACACGACAAAGCCUCUUUUGCCAACUGCAUGGUAAUCAGCUACCGGGACGUAUACCUGAACAAUAUUGGAUUGAGAACCCCGAUCACAGUUCUCGAUAGGGCCCUCACUCAGUAUUGGGAUCUCACGGACGUUGUAAAACAUCUCAAGCUCCAAUCCGUCCCAACGGCGUACCUGUUCAGGUUUAUCUGGACAUGUGUUGCUCUUUGCAUCGUCUGGCCAGACCGCAGCCAGCCGAUUCUCAAACUCUUUGCAUACUGGGCGACGCUUGAUCAAGAGUCUCGGGGCACGUCCGAGACGCAAUUCCUUCACGUACUCUGCGGGCUCUGGGAGUGGGUUUCCAAGGACAACAUGCUGAACGUGCUACACAAAACAGCCGUGGAGAUCAUCUGGAUCGUGAGGUAUGGGCUCAAAAGGCCCAUGGUAAAGCGUGCACCGUCAUUCGACCAGUUGUGGGCGCAGAUUGCCGAUUGGAUGAUGGCCAAAAAGCGAAGUGGUGGUCGCAACCACCGCCUCGCACACCUCAUGAAGGAUUACUUCGUUAUCGAGACAGUCGAAGGACCUUCGGGUCCCAGAAAAGUGAUUGUAUCGCUUUCUUCGGGCCAAGUGGACAAAAACAAGAUGGCCGACUCUCAAAAGCGCAUUCGAGCGACUAGAGAUGCACCAGGUCCCGGUACGCUCAGAGACCUGAGGCCUCGAGGGGAAAAGGCAAAGGUUGAGACAACAAACACACCACCCCCGCAAGGCAAGUCCAGAGUGGAAUGCAUAUUUGUCGAUGAGACUCUGUGGCGCCACGAGAACAAACAUGCUCUUGUUCCAUUCUUGUCACGCUUUGAGACGCAAGCAAAACUGCAAAGAGAAAAGCAUGAAAAAUACAGCCAAAGAGGAUACCUGCUUAAGCAUUAAUAACUAUCAUGGUUGUUUCCAUGCUCGCGAUUCGCCGAGGGUUGUUCAUUCCCUCAUUUCCUAGAUGACUACAUUUAAAAGCUCGGACAAUGAAAAGUUCGGAUACCAGUUGGGUUUUUGGUUAUUCAACUAUGCUAGAUUUGUUUCCCCUCUUAAAAAGCCAUGGAUCACCGCAAGGGUAACUGAUCGAGCAGAGUGUGGGGGAAUAAUUUUAAUCUACCAUCCGUAUUAGACGAUCAACCCAUGGACAUAGUAGUCAAGUUGAACGUAUAUGCUUGAAUGGUGUGGCGAGGCCAACUCUUCGACGGAUGGAGUUUAUUACCCCCGGGAAGUUUCGAAUGGCGUCUCGUUGAAAAAUCAAAAUUUGUAGAAUCUACGACCAAUCGAGUAUUAACCCUGGUUUUGCUUGUUCAUGUUGUUGCACCCAGGAGGCUGUUACUCCGAGAUGAUUCCCAUACUCUAGGCAGUGAGCAAAGAACCACAAGCUAUCAGAUGGCCACAACGCCGUUGCAGUAACGCCAAGAUACCAAAAGCCUGAAAGGUGUCAAGCUUUAUGCAAUUUCUGAUUAUUGUUAGUGUCAGUACCAGUGUAGUGUUGUGACAAAGACUUGGUGGGCACGCACUGUCUAGACCCAAAAAGUCCGCGGCCAUGAGUAUCUCCAGGCAAAGUUCCGUCGGGAUCUCAAGGUCAGGAACGUCCUGAUCAUCCCUGUGCUUGUACCAGUAGUGGAAGUAAUCGACGACCUUGCUCAAGACUACGCCACUGGGCGGUUGUCAGCCUGCAGCCUAUCUUGAGUAGAUUGAUUGGGGGGAGUUGUAGUGACGAAAAGGGCUGUUGUGAUCAGAUCAAGUGUAGAAAAAAAAAAAAAAGCUCCAUGCAGUCCUGCAAGAAAACCUGCAAUGCCUCGUCAGGCAGCUCGUGAACAUUGUUCGACUUUCAUCAUCUGGAAACAGGGCGCGACGUUCAAGGCAGCCUCGUCAAGGCUAAACAAGAAUGAAAAAGCGGCAAAAGAAUUGCAUCGGAAAAAAAGGACAGCGAAACCUACUUGAUGUCCUCAAAAUGACAGCG
This is a messenger RNA of Pyricularia grisea, 4245 nucleotides long. RefSeq lists its product as uncharacterized. NCBI's taxonomy places the organism in Eukaryota, Fungi, Ascomycota, Sordariomycetes, Magnaporthales, Pyriculariaceae. Bases 327 to 3176 code for a protein of 949 amino acids. The record is from RefSeq and is a predicted model, not a curated record. The transcript is spliced from 2 exons. Gene Ontology annotation, molecular function: protein binding.